AUGGCGCCGAAGUUCGGGAAAGCCAGUUCUGCGACCAAACGCAGCAAGAAGCCCCUGCAGAACUCAGGUCACUUUGCUCUCUCAGCGACAGAUCGGAGCCGCAGCCUGAGCAAGCCCAGCUUGAGCCCCUUGAGUCAAUUGUAUGAGCAGAAGCCGUUUGGCUUCAGCCCCAGCAGUCCACGAACCUUGCUUCAAAGUCGGGCAGUGGCAGGGCUCAGAGAAGAUGUCCGUCUUCAAGAGAUGUCUAGCUAUGUCACCUCCAGAGGCGGGAGCUCCUUACCGGUGCUGACGCCGGAAGUGCCGAUCGCAGCAGCCGAUCCCACCUUCCGGAAGAGCUACAGCUCCAGUCGAGGCUUCAAGGGCAGGAGCGAGGACGUCCUGGCAGGGCUGCCACCCAGCUACGCGCAGCACAUGAAUCAGACACAUCUCUCACAGCACGAGACCUUCGGAUCGCUACCGGACCUGCCUGGCUACAGCUUUCGCAGCACCACCGGAGAGUUCGCUCCCCUUCGAGGAACCCAAGGUGGCGCAUCAAGAGCAACGGCCACACGAGGAGAAAGAACAGGUGUUCAUUGGCGAGAAAUUGAGGACGAGCGCUCCACGCACGAGUCGGAGUCGGAGCAGCACCGCGCGCCGUCGCGGCCGAGCACUCGCGAGACGGCGGCCGGCUUGCGACACUCGGAGGGCAGUUCGAAGGCCCCCACGGCACGCUUCAUCUACUGCAUUGAAUUGCAGAACUAG
Messenger RNA from Durusdinium trenchii, 741 nucleotides. The record is from the annotation of a GenBank genome assembly. Lineage: Eukaryota; Dinophyceae; Suessiales; Symbiodiniaceae.